AUGGCUUCAGCUGGUGUAGCCCCUUCUGGGUACAAGAACAGCAGUAGCCCUAGCAUUGGUGUGGAGAAUUUGCAAGAUCAGAUGAAUGAGAUAAAGAUUAGAGAUGAUAAGGAAGUGGAAGCAACCAUAAUUAAUGGGAAAGGGACUGAAACUGGGCACAUAAUUGUUACUACUACUAGUGGCAAGAAUGGUGUUUGGAGCAAUUAG
This is a messenger RNA of Miscanthus lutarioriparius, 207 nucleotides long. The record is from the annotation of a GenBank genome assembly. Lineage: Eukaryota; Viridiplantae; Streptophyta; Magnoliopsida; Poales; Poaceae.